AUGUCAACUGAUCAUAAUUUGACCAAACAUCAAUCUUUUCAAGAUCACAUUUUACUAUUCGGUUCGACAGGAUUGAUUGGUUCCUUGACACUUGAAGAAUUACUCAAAGUCGAACUUUAUUUGGAUGCUGGUAACGAUUUACAAUCAAAAUUAGAAUUGUAUGAAAAUUCUGACAUUAAUCAUUUCACUUUAAACAAAUUCUUUUACUGUGUUAACCGAAAGCUGAACAAUGAAAAACGUUCUCCUGGUAACGAAUAUUUGAUGGAAAGAUGUAAGGCGACGCCAUUAGUGUUCAGAGGCCAAGACUAUUAUUUACAUAAUAAUACAAGUGCCACACCACCAGCUUCACAAUCCUCCAACCCAUCAUUGGGGAAUAACGUUUUUGAAGAAGAUGGUACAAUUCAGUUAACAAAAACUGUAGACAAUCGAAGCGUCACCUUACGUUUCAGACAAACCAGAAAAAGUUAUCAGCUUGAGUAUAUCUCAAAAGAUCUUAAAAAUCUAUUAAUCACAUUCCAUUUUACAAUAGUUCAAUUAGUUUUUGAAGAUUCUACUCGAUGGGCGGAUUUACUACCCAGCAUAUUUUCAGGAGAAGUAGAGUUGGUUCCUGAAGAAUCGAAUCAUACGUCACCUAGAUUACCUCAUCUAGACCAAGUAAAAACGAUGAUAUGCACCUUAGGACCAAAUUCAUCUAGUACCAAACAUAGCCAUUACGAUCGAUAUUUUGUUGAGUACCAAUUAACUUUUCAAAUCGUACAGAAUUUUGCUAGCUGUGAAGAUAAAAGACUAGUAAUAAUGACUUCUUUUAAUAAUUCAUUAGUAAGUCACAUAUUCCCCUACUUCAAAGCAAAAUAUCAGCUAGAAAACGAUUUGCAAAACAAAGUAGCACCCGCCUUGGCCCAGCUUGUGGUCUUACGACCAGGUCCAAUUGUGGGUAACCAUGUUAAUCUUAACGAUAGAGAUCUAAGACUUCGUUAUUCCCCAAGUCUCUGCGAACAAUUGAAACAUUAUAAGGAAUGGUGCUGGGAAUACAAAAAAUCUUUUGUCAAAGAAAUACGUAAGAUUGGAUUUAAGACGAAGGCAUCUGAAUUGGUUGCAAAAGCCAUGUAUCGAAAACCAGGAUCAUCAGUUCUAGGAUAUUGUGUACCUGCCUCCAAGGCCGCAUAUGCUACCGCUUACAUGGCCACGAAUCCAACUCUGGGUGAGUUGAGAAUAGUCACCAGCAAAGAAAUAGACCAUUUAACGUAA
Molecule: messenger RNA, 1248 nt
Organism: Zygosaccharomyces rouxii
Lineage: Eukaryota; Fungi; Ascomycota; Saccharomycetes; Saccharomycetales; Saccharomycetaceae
Gene: HIM1
Product: Him1p
Exons: 1
Coding region: 1-1248 (415 amino acids)
Source: RefSeq, a predicted model, not a curated record